Aspergillus novofumigatus IBT 16806 is the source of this 831-nucleotide messenger RNA. Its product is annotated as FAD-dependent oxidoreductase. Lineage: Eukaryota; Fungi; Ascomycota; Eurotiomycetes; Eurotiales; Aspergillaceae. Bases 1 to 831 code for a protein of 276 amino acids. The transcript has 2 exons. Gene Ontology annotation, molecular function: monooxygenase activity; FAD binding. The record is from RefSeq and is a predicted model, not a curated record.
AUGAUAGAAGCAGGGGAUGUCGUCUCCUAUUGUGAGGUCAGGGGUAUCGGACGUGAUACAAGUACCGGAAAGGUCCUUGUACAGCUAGAGGACUCCGUCGUGGAAACCGAUCUUGUCAUCGGAGCGGAUGGCGUACACAGUAUUGUGAGGAAGCACCUUCUCGGGCCAGACAGAUUCUCCCCCAGACAUAGUGGUUAUGCAUGGGUCGGUGGCUGUAUGGAUAUAGCAGGAUACCCAGAACUCCAGGAGAGGAAGGAUGCCAUGCACUUCACGAUCGGCAUAGAUGGGAUCUUUUCCUAUUCUGCUGGUGGCCCACACUUGCUGACAUGGCUGUCCAUCUUUCCAAAGCAGGACCCCUGUUCUAGCAAUCCCCGGUAUCUACUUGAGCGCCAUGGGCACUGGAAGGAUCCCGUGGUUCGGAACAUUAUUUCUAAAGCAGGACCAGGACGUGUUUAUGACAUCAUGACUGUUCCCAAAUUGCCUACUUGGGGUGAAAGGGGGAUCGUCCUUGUUGGGGAUGCAGCCCAUGCAAUGUCGCCUACCAGUGGGCAAGGAGUUUCGCAGAAUUUAGAAGAUGCACAGACCCUCGCCUUACUACUCAGUGUAACGACUGUGAGGUGCUAUGCCGAAGAACAGAACGGUAGUCUGACAUCAGAUGCCAUUGACCGCAGCUUGCUACUGUAUUAUCAUAUCCGCCACGAACGGGUUGAGAGAAUCGCAGCCACAGGUGAAGCCCUUGACAAGCGCAUGCUCAAUUCCAAACGACCGGCCGUCUAUGUGAGCUAUUGUUUGCUCUGGGCGCUUAAUAAGUGUCCCGGAUUAUGUAAGUGA